Aspergillus ruber CBS 135680 is the source of this 984-nucleotide messenger RNA. RefSeq names its product MFS general substrate transporter. The transcript is spliced from 4 exons. Lineage: Eukaryota; Fungi; Ascomycota; Eurotiomycetes; Eurotiales; Aspergillaceae. The record is from RefSeq and is a predicted model, not a curated record. Gene Ontology annotation, cellular component: fungal-type vacuole membrane. Gene Ontology annotation, biological process: transmembrane transport. The coding region runs from base 1 to 984 and encodes 327 amino acids. Gene Ontology annotation, molecular function: transmembrane transporter activity.
AUGAAACAAAUCCAAGAGUCCUCAGAUUUCCUAUCCUCCGACGAACACAACGCCCACGAAAACCAUAAACCCAAAGCACCUCCCGACGGUGGCCUCCAAGCCUGGAUUGGAGGUGUACAGGUCGCCCUGCUCUUUUUCGUUGGAAUAUUCGUCGGUCAUCUCACAGAUGCGGGAUGCUUCCGACCGGUGUUUGCUCUGGGGGUUCUACAUUGGCAACUUAUGCUCGCACAAGCGGUGUGUAUGGGCUUAGGAAAUGGGUGUACUUUUUGCUCUGGUUUGUCAGUUACGUCGUCUUACUUUAGCCGGAAUCGUGCAUUGGCUGUUGGGAUCGCUAUGGCUGGUGCAGCUGUCGGGGGUUUGAUCUAUCCUGUUGUCGGUGGUAGACUCCUAUACCAAGACGCGAUCGGAUUCCUUUGGACAGUCCGUGCCAUGGGAUUUAUUAUGCUUACAACACAAAUCCCAUGUAUCCUAUUAUUCAAACCAUAUCGCCCUCCUCGAACCUCAGGGCCUGUUAUCGACUGGAGCGCCUUCAAAGAGGUCCCCUUCAUUUUCUUCACGACGAGCAUCUCCCUGAAUUUUACCAUGGUACUCAACGAUGUUGGCGUCGUCGGUCGAAUUCUUCCCGGUAUCAUCGGGGACCGGGUCACGGGUAUGCUGAACAUAUUGAUACCACUGAGUUUCGCAGCCAUGUUUGCUGUUGUUCAUGGGGUCAUUGCAGCGGCGUUGCAGUCACUUUUCCCGGCUACGGCAACGACGAUGACCCCAAGUAUUGAGAGGACGGGUACGCGGCUGGGGAUGAUUCUGAGUAUGGUUGGUGUGGCUUCUUUGACUGGGCCUGCUAUUGAGGGUGCUUUGAUUCAGAAAGAUGACGGCGUGUAUCUCUAUGCACAGCUAUUUUCGGCAACUUCGAUUUUGAUAGAUGCUUUGGCAGGCAUGGCAUGUAUGAUUGCGAAGACGGGGUUCAAGCUCAAAGUGAAAGCAUAG